AUGCACGCCUACAUCUCCCUGGCGCUCUUUGCCAUCGCCGCCACUGCGGCCCCUUCAGCCCCUCACAAGCAGGGCGCUCCCUUCAACAGCUUCCCCUUCAACCCGGCCAACGGCGUUGGCAGCUUGGAGAUGGAUUCCCCCAAGACCGACCCGGGCAAUGAUAUACCCUAUGGUUUCGACAAAGGUUCCACAGGGGCCCAGGUUGCCUCGUCGGCCCUAGACCUCCUGCCUGCCCAGUCCACUCCCGCAUCCUCGGUGAAGAACAGUUCUCCUGAUCAGAACUUUGAACUCCCCAUGGAGGAAAUGCCUGCCCUGCCUCCGAUGCAGGAUGACGCUGAGACGCCAAUGUCCUCGGCUGAGAUCGAGUCGCCAUCCAUCCCUGAGGCAUCUAUGAUGCCUGAAUCGUCUUCCAUGUCCAUGUCCAAGCCAGAGGCUAAGCCUACCCACAAGGCCGAGCAGAAGCAUGAACACGAGCCCAUGACUUCCCUGAAGCCUGAGAUGAAACCGACUGCUACUCACGCUGCUCCCACGCAUGAGGCUACCGUCGUCGAGACCCACUCUGCGCAAGUGCCUGCGACUCAUGCCACACACGCCGUUAAGACCAUGGUCACACAUCCCGCCAAGGCUGCUAGCAUCCACCAUAAGCACAUGACGGUCGCUUCUUCGAGCUCCGACGCGGACUCGGACGACAGCUCGUCGGCUGCCCCAACACCGACCCCGUCCGCGAAGCCCGCACCGUCGUCACCACUCAAUUCUCUACUUGAGGGUAUCCCACUCCUUGGUCCCAUGCUUGGCAGUACUCUCCGCCGCGCAUAG
Messenger RNA from Penicillium lagena, 816 nucleotides. RefSeq lists its product as uncharacterized. The transcript has a single exon. NCBI's taxonomy places the organism in Eukaryota, Fungi, Ascomycota, Eurotiomycetes, Eurotiales, Aspergillaceae. Bases 1 to 816 code for a protein of 271 amino acids. The record is from RefSeq and is a predicted model, not a curated record.